UGGCUUUCCAACUGGCACGCCGGAGUGCUUUCUCGUACUGUGCCCUCUCUCGUUCCCUCGUCUCGUCCCUCUCCUCUCCUCCGGGUCUCUCCUUCCCCUCUUUUAAUCUCUUUCUCUCUCUCUCUCUCUCUCUCUCUCUCUCUUUCCGCUCUCUUUAUUCCCGUAUUUCGUACUCCACUCUCUGCGACAUGACGCGUUGAUGAUCUACACGCUGCAACAUAAAACUACCAACAGCAGCGGUAGUGCUCGUUUAGGACUGAAAACCACCACCAUCGACACCACUACCACCAUCGUCGUCGGUGGUAGUGGUCCACCACGAGAUUCAAUCUCGAGCAGCAUCCUCGAAGCGUCUUUCAAAGCUCUAUGUGCGUCAGUGCGCGAUUGAGAAUCGCGAGGAAAAUUGUGCCAGGCGACGUGGUCGAUACGACGCCAAGGACGAUGAUGUAAAUUCCGCUACGCAAACCAUUCGCUUGGAAAGGCGUUUAUCCUGAUGAGAGAGAAGAUGGCAUACUCGAAGGGAUCCGCGUGGAGGAUAUCGCGUCGGUGAUUUCAAUCGGCAGCGAGAACGAGCUCUCCGCGAAGAUCGGAGUAAGAUCAGGAGGGGAGCAUGAGAGUGUUAUGGUAAAGGUAGUCGUCGACGGGAGAGGCAAAUGGAGAUAAGAGGAGAGAAAGCGGAGGUAUUUUGACAGCCUCGGCACUUGUCCCGGGAAUGCCUCGAAUGCCUGUGCUGGUACUCCUCGGUAGCUGGGGCUGGGGAUUUUUCGCCAUAUUCCUCUUGCUUCUGGCCACCCCCAGUCCCGCUGCCAUUCGCAGAGCGGACCGAGGCCAUUGUAACAAAACAGUGGACAUUUACGAAGAUGUGUCGAGCCCGGCGGUGACCCCAGCAAAUUGGGGUAAACCCCUCUCGUGCUGGUACCGUUUCCGUGCCUUUCGCGGAACACCCCGGGACUGGAUUCUGCGGGUGCGCUUCAAGAAGUUUAAGGUCGGGGUGCUGGAGAAUGCUACUACCUGCAGCGGAGGUUAUCUGCAGAUCAUAGACGGUAACACGAAGACGGAGGUGAGCAAUCGCAAGGACCCGGGCGUCUACUGCGGUGAGUCCGAGCAGCCGCAGACCUUCAUUAGCGAGACCAGCUUCGUACGAGUGAUCUUCCAUGCGGACAACUUCACCGAUCAGACGUAUUUCAGUUUCGAUUCGCGUGCCGAACCGCAGUUCGAGGUGUAUCUCAGAUACGGCCAACACCCGGAGCUCUAUCCAAAUCGUCGUGGCGAAGUCGUGCCAGGCAGUUACUGCGAGCGCGUCUUCAAGGACUGCCGGCUGCAGACGUGCUACGUACAGAGCCCGGCUUAUCCCGGUAUUUAUCCGCGCGCGUUGCACUGCAAAUAUCGUCUAAACACCCGACUGCCCUUCAUCAAACUCUACAUCGAGAACGAAGAGUUUAACAUCGAUGGCCAACGUUGUGAGAAUAUCAUGACGUGUCCGAUGCGGCCGAUCAGUUCCGGCUCGGAGCACUGCCCGUACGAUUAUAUACGCGUGUACGACGGUAAGAACGAGAGUAGUCCGGUGAUCGGCACUUUCUGCGGUAUGGGCAAAUUCCCGUACAGCAUCAUUGGUACCAGCGAGGAUCUCUACGUCGAGUUCGUGUCGUCGCCGGCUGGUCCGUUGCUCAACACUGGUUUCCACUUCAACGUGGGCAACUGGCCCGGUCAUGUAGAAACUGCGGGCGUGAAAAACGGCAGCUGCGACUGGUUGCUGAACAGCGAAUCUCUCGUGAGUGGUAACGAGGGUAUCUUUCUGUCGGUUGCGCACUGGUACCCGCCACACACCAGUUGCACCUAUUUGCUACGCGGUCGACCUGGCGAGAUCGCUCGUCUCUAUUUCCCCAGCUUUCGCGUGAACCGAAUCGAGUCGCCGAUUCAGCCUUACGAUGGCGAUUGCGGUGAGAGCCUGACGCUUUAUGACGCUGACUGGCCGGACGACGCCCGGAUCAUCAAGACCUUCUGCGACACUUUCAGCAAACCGAUGGAGAAGCACGACUUCGUCUCGACGUCAAACGCUCUAUUCGUGCGAUUCGAAAGCAAAACUGGCAGUUACUCCGGUAGCUCGCUCUAUUACUGGGCUCAUUACGACUUCUUCAAUGCGACGAGAUUCGGCGAACCCACGCCCGGUACCGAGUGCGACGAAGUAUUCGCAUCGUGGAAGACGCGCUCGGGUCGUUUGCGAUCGCCAUUGAAUACUUUGGUUUAUAAACGACCGGGCGACCCGCCCGCUGAUCUGUCCUGCACCUAUAGCUUCAUUACGGAUAAGCGACUGUACGCGCGCGUGAUUCUCGUGAUAGAGUCAAUUAACUUCAAGGAGCAUCCGUACGCUCAGUGCGGCCAUUGCUGGGAUAGUCGAGUGGAUCGGGUGAUCAUUCGGGAACCUAAUCCGGAUGGUAUCAAGGGCCACUGCCUUUGUCGGAUCAACAACAACGGCACUCCGGCGCCCACGACCUCAUCAUCGCCGGCACCGCCGCGACCGCCUGUUCUCAGGAUCGUCUCUCGGGGUGAAAGAUUGGAUCUGAAGCUGCUGGUGGACGGUGCGCACGCGGCCUCGAGUUAUUUCAAGUGGCCCGCGCCACUAUUUGAGGCAAGAUACGAAUUCGCGCAUAGUCCUUUAUGCGGACCGGCGCUUCUGCCGCCUGCCACCGAUGGUGAGAUUGAGUUUCCGCAUUACGAGGCACUGGGAUACGUCACGCCACCCAGGUCCAUCAAGUGUAUCUGGGAAUUACGGGUGAACCGUGAGCGCGAUCUCUGGCUGCACUUUGACAAGAUCAAAUUCGCAUCGCGUUCCUGCGAGGAUGGCAAGCUCGAGAUCUUUCUGCCGGGCAAUGCUGAGCCGUAUCUCGGUAUUUGCGGUGAGAACGUCAGCUAUGUGAGAGAGAUGCCAAUCAUUUCAGCGGCUUACAUCACCCCGCCGAUAGAUCAUCAGGCGCCAGGCGGUGACGUCAUCGAGGAAUCGCCCGCUGUAAUCAUACAGUUUACCGGAUCCAUGGCACCAGCCAGGGCGGCCUUCAAGAUCGCAUGGACUGAACUUUUUCAUCUACCAAGGGACGGAUCCGGGGCUCUCAACACCGGCAAAUUAGAGGCGGACUGCGGUUUUCAGUGUCCUGGCGACACGGGAUGCAUUCCGUUGAGAUUGAUGUGCAACGGCGUGGUGAACUGUCCCAGUCGCAGCUUGCCCCUACCGGGUAUCUUGAAUGGCACCUUCUACGAGCCGGACGACGAGUCAGUAGAGACGUGCGGUGGUCCCGUCAGUGGUACCGGCGGUGGUUUCGCUGGACCCGCCGGUUGGGCUGGAGCAGGUUUAGGCAUCGGUCUCGCCAUUCUGUUGGGUCUGGCGUGUUUCAUCGCCAUGUGCAGGCUUUGCAGAGGACGAUCGCGCCCCAGAGAUAUACACGUGCCCUAUUAAGAGGCGCGAUCGUGCCUGUCUCUGCGCGGGUAUACGCACAAAUUCAGAGAACACAGAGGUCUGAGAAACAAACUGAUAACGCCUUUCUCAAGGAAUUAAUAUUCUUUCUUUUAUACUCGCAUAUAUGCUUGUAUACAUACGCGUAUGGUAGAUGUACAUAAACGAUAAAUCUUUAUUCCUGGAGUAACAACUGCAAAUACAUAUGACGAGAGAGAGAGAGAGAGAGACAGAAACGUCCUCCUUUUGUGACGUUUUAACUUUUUGAACAUACGUCGAUCAAAUUGAGCUCUUUGAGCUCUGCAUUGCUAAUUUCGGUUAAAUAAAUUUUGUUUCUCUAACUGUACGUAUAGAUAAGAUUAUAAUCUAGAGAAGAAUUCCAAGCUUAUUUAACAGCUGUCGAGACCGUUAGCGUUGUCUCCCUUGUGUCCUUCAGACCUCUGUGUUGUUUGAGAAAUCGAUCGAGAAAUGGUCGAGAGGCAUUCUCCUUCUCGAGACUCAUCGAGGUGUGCCAGGAGAUGUUUUUCCAUGCUGCUCCAAAUGACAGAUCCGACAUUACAAGUAAUUCUCUCAAUGUGAUGCUUCCGGGUCUAAUGAACGUCGAGUUUGCUCAUUAAUUGCGAGAGGUUGAUUCCGGAUCUUUACUACUCUCUAUCGCGGUGUUCAAGUAUUACUACCGUCUGUCAACGCCGAUCGCCCAUCCCACCUUCAUCACAUUGUCGGUCUUCUAUUUACACUCUUUACGGAACUCUAAUGAUUCCAUACAUUAUCCUUCUCUUACAGCGACGAGAAAGUUCUAAGCAAAACUGUAUUUGCCACUGCCGCGUUAUAUUCGUCGUAUUGUCAUCGCGUCUUCUCUACACACACUGCCAUAGACGUAGAACUUCAUACAUACAUACAUAGCUCUCAUCUCGAUCGUUCUCAUAUGUCACGUUCGCGAGAACUAUCGUAGAUUCGUGGCGAUCGGGUUAUUUCUGUCGCUGAUUGUACGGGCGGCGAUACCAAGACAUCUAUACAAGAUAUAGGUAGCUUCAACGCGAUAUACAAGCAGAAACAUUUUUAUACUUUUAUUAUCUCUUUCCUCUAAUCUAAUUAUAGAAUCUUAUUAAUAAUCAGCAUCGAAGUCUGACAAUAAUGAGUUUGAAACAUAAAA
Molecule: messenger RNA, 4598 nt
Organism: Cyphomyrmex costatus
Lineage: Eukaryota; Metazoa; Arthropoda; Insecta; Hymenoptera; Formicidae
Product: cubilin
Exons: 4
Coding region: 710-3448 (912 amino acids)
Cellular component (GO): plasma membrane
Source: RefSeq, a predicted model, not a curated record